This is a messenger RNA of Peromyscus eremicus (cactus mouse), 362 nucleotides long. Its product is annotated as myosin regulatory light chain 2, ventricular/cardiac muscle isoform. The record is from RefSeq and is a predicted model, not a curated record. The transcript is spliced from 3 exons. NCBI's taxonomy places the organism in Eukaryota, Metazoa, Chordata, Mammalia, Rodentia, Cricetidae. The annotation marks the transcript as partial. Gene Ontology annotation, molecular function: calcium ion binding. Gene Ontology annotation, biological process: heart development; cardiac muscle contraction; muscle cell fate specification. Gene Ontology annotation, cellular component: myofibril; cytoplasm.
CUUGCAGGGGCUGACCCCGAGGAGACCAUUCUCAACGCAUUCAAGGUGUUUGACCCUGAAGGCAAAGGGUCGCUGAAGGCUGACUAUGUGCGGGAGAUGCUGACCACACAAGCAGAGAGAUUCUCCAAAGAGGAGAUCGACCAGAUGUUCGCAGCCUUUCCCCCAGAUGUCACGGGCAAUCUAGAUUACAAGAACUUAGUCCACAUCAUCACCCACGGGGAAGAGAAGGACUGAGUGAGCCCUGAGCCACGGCUUCAGGUGACCUACAGCCUGCUCUCCGGCCCGGGAGCCCCUGCCGCCCCAGCCUGCUGGGGCACGCCAUCCCAAGGCCGUGUGCAAAUAAACACUAAGUUUUGGAUCUA